CUCUGUUUUACACUAUUUUGCGAGAUGGGGUCACAUGACGAAGCGCAACAACCUGAUGCCACGCAGCGGGAGCGCUGGCUGCAGGAGCAGGUGCAGAGCUUGACGCAAGAGGUGAGCUCCAGCACUCUGCCUGUGAAGCAAUGCCGGCAGUCUUACUGCUUCCGGUUAAGUAAUUAAAGCCUUAACCCGUUCCCUGUAGCUGCACUGCCGCCCUGGCCACCUCCAACAAACAUUCCUGAGAGCAACGAAGGCAACCCUGGCCCUGACCAGCUGCACUCCGCCACUUGAGCCUCUUUCCCUCUUUCCCUCCUGCCGCUCUGUGUUCUUUCCUGCCCCUCCGUACCAUCCCUAACCACACAUUCUCCCUCCCUGACACCCCUGACCCCUUCCAUAGGCCUUUUCCCCUCGACUUCACCACUCACAUCGCACUCCCAACCCCUACCCGGCCGCUAACCACACUCGAAAGCCUGACCAUACCUCCGCAGGUUGCCGCGCUGGAGACCAAGCUAGGCGACCUGCACGCAACAGACCUCAUGAGCGUCAGACGCGCCUACAAGAGCUUGGCUCAACACGUUCAAGCGCUGGACGUGGAGAGCAAGCACCUCCCGGCGCUGCUAGAACGCGCCACCGAGCCCUCCAUCACGCCCGACUUCGUGGCCACACAGACCAGCCGGGUUGCUGCCGCCACCGCGGUGGUGUACGCGCUGGGCCGGCUGCUUCGAGGCCUGCGGGUCAAGGACGCGGGUCCCAUCACAGCGCUGUUGGCGCUGCUGGGUGCGGGCUACGUGGGUGUUCGGGCGCUGGUGGCCACUGUACGGCGAGUGGGCGGUACGGCAGUACGGCGGCAGCGGGCUCGGGAGGAGCUGGCGGGGGAUGUGGGGGCGGUGCUGGAGAGGAUCCGGGUCAUGGCCGACCUUGCCGAGAGCGGUCUGCGACUGCACCACAUGCACCCCUCCCAACAGAAACACAGCCAGCAACAGCAGCACGCCUCAACCUCCACGCAGCAACAGCGGCAGCAGCAGCCGCAGCCGGGGCGGUCGCAGCAGCGUGGGGAGGCUUCAGGAGGGGAGCAUGAGGGCUUGGGAGGGGGGACAUGGCCUCGGCCGGGGGUCGCGGCGAGUGACCCUGGGCUGGUGCUGCUGUGAGGAGGCAGGAGGGACGGGGGAGAGUACGACAGACGAGGGAGGAGGGAGAGGUGGGGUGCCGCGUGUGUGUGUUUUGAUGGGGGGAUAAGGUGCAGGAAGCGGGGUGUUGGGUUGUGUUACAUGGUUGAAAGAAGAGAUUGAGCGCUGCAGGGUAUCAGGCGGGACACAUCGGGAACCCAUGGGUGGCGGGUUAAGAAGACUUUUAGGAUUGUAAGGGAAGGGGACGAAUGGAGAGGCGGGAGGCACGUGCAAGGUGUUUAGGGAAGUGGGUUGUCUUUUAGCGCUAUCUAGCGUACAACUGCUUACGAAGCUCUGAGUAGAGGGGCAAUGAGGCAUCCCGUCGGGGGAUUGUUUGGAUGGCCCUUAGCUGUGUGAAAGGGCUCGGCGACUGUCGUGCAGAUCACAACUUUGGCGACCGUUGGCGAUGUUAGGUUUGCGUGGUGAACAUUUGGGCUCCUGUUUGUAUAGGUCCUGCCUUUCGUCACAGUCUGUCGGCCUCCUUAACCUGUGAGCCGGGGUGUAGGUCGCCUCGUAAUUCAUCUGUCGUGGUGGUUGCAAAGGAACCAACCUGCAGCAGGUACAUUUCAACCUAGCCCCCUCUGCGAGACAACGCUUUGAAACGCAAAACCACGUUUGUAUAUUUGGCAUGAUUCACGAUGGCUCCAAGCAACGCUAAAGGCGCUCUCGCGGUAGCUGGUAUCUGCAUUUUCGUCGGUGCAGCUCUUUACCCUAUAGCCGUUGUUCCGCUAAAGAGCCGGGAGUUGAAGGAGUGCCGCGAAGCCGAACCGGGGUUCAAGAAGAAGGGCAUGUGGAAGGCGCUUGAGGAGUAUCGCAACUAAGCAAAGGCGUGCGCACCUUGGGCGGGGCUUGAAUUGCCAACCCCGCUAGCAAGGAUUGCGGAGUCGUCCAGCAUGUCGCGCGGCAACGUCAUACAUCAGCGGCUGCUCCAGAUAGGUCAAAUGGGCACGUUGCAGCUGCAGGGCGGCUCAUCUGGCCUGGCUGCAGGGUUAUUACGUAGCGCUGGGUUUCGUCAAUGGACACCACUUCUUCAGCUGCAGGCCAGCGCCAGAGGCAUGGGAACAGGUGUGUCAGGGAUGCCGGACAAGACGCUGACUAAGGCUCGGCGACUGGCGGUUGCGGUUGGGGCGCUGGCUGGCGUGUUUGGGAGCCUUGUUGGGGUGGGCGGCGGGGUGCUAAUAUCGCCCAUCAUCGCCAACAUCUGCAAGAGCAUACCGCAGCGUGUCAUCUCUGGGACUUCCCUCGCCGCCGUCGCCGCCACCGGCAGCGCCGCUGGCUUCGUCUACUGGUCCAGCGGCGCCGUCGACCUCACCUCCGCCGCCCUAAUCGCCGCCGCCGCCGUCGCCACAGUUCCCCUGGGUGCGCGCGCCACACACGCCUUCGAUUGCUCCAUGCUACGUCGGCUGCUGGCCUACUGGUUGUUCCUGGUGGCUCCGCUGGUACCCUUGAAGCCCUACCUGCAGCAGACGUACGCUGGGUCGGGACCCGCCGGCGUGGAAGCAGCAGCAGCAGCAACGCCUGCAGCGGCGGUGGCAGCGGGUCCGGAUGCAAUGCCGUCGUCGUCGUUCCUGACGUCAUCGCUUUGGCGGCCGCUGCGCGGUAGUGACGGCGUGUUGCUGGCUACGGGCGCGAUUGCGGGUUUUGCAUCGGGGCUGUUGGGUAUUGGCGGCGGCACCGUCGUCACGCCACUACUCACCAUGGCCACGGGCCUGCCGCAGCUGUCGGUGCUGGGCACCUCGCUAGCCGCAAUGGUUGUCCCCUCGCUGCUGGGGUUGCGGCAGCACGCGCGGCUGGGCAAUGUGGACUGGCGCAUGGCGGCGGGGCUGGCGGCGGGUACCCUGGCGGGGGGCGCGGUGGGGGGGCGUGUGGCGCUAGAGCUGCCUGAAGGACUGUUGGAAUGGGUGUUUUGCUUCGGGAUGCUGUUUCUGGCGCGGAAAACGUUGGCUGGGGCUGGAGCUGCGGGGAAGCAGGCGGCUGCGGCGAAGGUGGUGGCAAAGGCUCAGGGUGUGGUGAAGGCACCGUAGGACACGUGAUGGGUAUUGUCGCAUGCAUAGUGCCGGCCGGCCGGCCGGCAUAGUGCAUGCCGGCGGAGUGUAGCCUGUACGAUAUGGGAUUGGAUUACAAGGGACGGCGGCUAGUAGCACCGAUGCAACACAACACAACUCCAGCAAACCCCGUUGCUUCACACGUCCACGACACAUUGUGCGUGUAGCGUCGCCAUGACAGUUAAGAAGCCGUAGAGUGUAGUGGAGUGGACCGGCCAAGUUUUGUCCCAUAUAAGCACCUGCUCCCUUGCAGUAUGUAUGUAAACAGUGUCCAGGACUCCCACGGGUUGGCUAUGUUGGGCCCCGGUAACUCAUGCAUUGAUGCCUUACUUGGAAAUAUGGUAGCAUCGAGUUGUGAGGGCAGAGUUCUGGGCGUCCUCUUGCCAACGAUGAUUGCGCCGACCCUCACAGCAAAAAGACGCAGCACGCUUGGCCACCCGUUUCCAGCUGGAAACAACACUCACUCUAAAGA
Astrephomene gubernaculifera is the source of this 3680-nucleotide messenger RNA. NCBI's taxonomy places the organism in Eukaryota, Viridiplantae, Chlorophyta, Chlorophyceae, Chlamydomonadales, Astrephomenaceae. The record is from the annotation of a GenBank genome assembly.